GCGUACAAACCGCCAGUCUUCCCAAAGUCGGAAGAAGAAAAGUUUUUUAUCAAACGAGCUCUCCUCAAAAGUUUCGUUUUUGAGAACAUGUCGCCUUCCGAACUCUUCCCUCUCAUUCAGGCUUUUGAAAAGGUUCAAAUCCCCGCCGAGGAGGUGAUUAUUAAACAAGGUGAUGAUGGUGAUUAUUUCUAUGUUCUCGAAGAAGGAAUUUGCAUUUACUCUGUGAAUGGCAUCGUUGUCGGUGAGCCCGCCAAACCGGGCGAUUCCUUUGGCGAGCUAGCGUUAAUGUAUACGUGCCCUCGUGCCGCGACCGUGAUGACUACGACAGCCGCUACGCUCUUUCGUGUUGAUCAAAGAUCCUUCCGUUAUAUUCUGCAAGCUCAAUCGAAACAAAGCGCCAAAGCAAAAAUCGAUUUUCUGAACAAGGUUUCAUUUCUCCAAGAUUUAGCGCCACAAGACAUACAGAAGCUUUCGACGGUCAUGCUGUCGUGUCCUUUUAAGCAGGGUGACGUUAUUGUGACCAAAGGGGGUGAGAGGGUUGCAUUCUAUAUAGUGGAGGAGGGAACAUUGAUAGCAACAGACGUCGGUGAUGGCGAUUCAAAGUACGAGGACUUGCCCAUCAAAGCGGGUGAGCACUUCGGAGAGCGGGCUAUUGUUACAGGAAAGCCACCGGUCUGCAAUAUCGUUGCCCAAACAGAUGGUCGACUGUUCACCAUUGACAAGGAUACGUUUUCCCAGGUUCUCGGAAAUUUGGAUGACUUGGUUUUGCGUUCGCUGGAUAAA
This is a messenger RNA of Phaeodactylum tricornutum CCAP 1055/1, 783 nucleotides long. RefSeq lists its product with no specific name. The annotation marks the transcript as partial. The transcript has a single exon. The record is from RefSeq and is a predicted model, not a curated record. NCBI's taxonomy places the organism in Eukaryota, Bacillariophyta, Bacillariophyceae, Surirellales, Neidiaceae.